UCACUUAUAUGUAGAAAAGAUAUAUCAAAGCAAAAACAAGAAACUUUGGAAACAUUCCGCUAGGAAACUUUAGAAUCUUGAACAGUGGAGUUAGACUAUAUACAUUAAAAUGUAAUUAACAAAAUAAUAAACAUGACCAAUAGACAUAAAUUUUAUAUAUAUCAGAAUUUUUUUCUUUAAAUUUUUUAUGUGGCAUAUAAUAUCCAUUUAUAUGUAAUUAAUGCUAUAUAUUGUUCGGAUUAUACAUAUGCGUAAUUGUGUUGGACAUCUAAAGAUGAUAUAAUUCCUCAAACAUUGGGACAGAGAGAGAGAGAGAGAGAGAGGGGAUCAGGACACAAACCCGACAUAAAAGAUCUGAUGAUGAAUUUGUCAACUGAGUGAUCCACUCACUCUUUCCUACAAACCAAACAUACAAAAAUGCCUCCCCAGCUUUAGCGGACCAAGACUGUUACUCUUCCCCUCAUUCUUUCUUCAUUUACAAUCCACUCAUAUAUAUUACAUACAAAUAUAAAUACAUAAACACACACACACACACAUAUAUAUAUAUAUAUAUAUACACACACUAUAACUCUACCUCUCUUUUUCAUCUCUCUAAUUGUCUAACUAAUUUUUGCAAACAUGUAUUAUCUAAUUAGCUCACUCACAUCUCUCUCACUUUCUUCUUUCUUCCUCUUAAUUUUCUUAUCCUCUACAUCAGCAUUCAACAUCACCAAAAUCCUCACCCAACACCCAGACUUGAGAACCUACAAUGACUUCCUCACCCAAACCCAACUGGCCCACCAGAUCAACGACCUCCAAACCGUAACCAUUCUUGCUGUUGACAAUGGAGCAAUGUCAACCAUCUCAAACAGACCAACGGACGUGAUAAAAAAGGUGCUGAGCCUGCAUGUAGUACUGGAUUACUAUGACGUACAGAAAUUCCAACAUUUGCCUAAUCAUACCGUCACACUUACCACCUUGUUCCAAACCUCCGGCGAAGCUUCCGGCCAGCAAGGCUACUUAAAAGCCACCGACGUAAGCACCGGAGGCGUCUCCAUCGCCUGGGGAGCCGGCUCCGGCGUCGGUGCUAACUUGGUUAAGGCUGUUGUUUCUCAACCUUAUAAUCUGUCAGUGGUGCAAAUUAGUACUCUCAUUAUUCCUUCCACUAUUAUUAACAAUUCGAGCUCGGGUUCGGGUUCGGAUUCUCCGUCUCCGUCGGCAUCGUCGCCACGGCCGCCUACUCCUCCGCCGGCAGCGGCGGCGAGUCCUAAUGCCAGUUCACCGAUUGCGAAUCCACCGGCGUGGGCCAAUCCUCCCAGAAGGGCUGGUGCUCCUUUUUCACAUGCUGAUAGCCCCGAUGAUGACAUCCCACCCGCUGAUCGUACGGAUGGUUCAGCUGCUGCGAUAUUUGGUGUUGAUAAUUUUGUUUAUGUUCGUUCCAUGGUUUUGAUUUUCAUUGUCACUUUGUUUCUGAUUUCCAUGAUUUGAUCGAUUAAUAUGAAGUUUUUUAAUUGGAAAUUCAUGUGGGAAAAAAAGAAGGCUGUGUGAUUUUGGUAAUUAAUUUUUUUCACCCUGAUUUGAGUGCACAAUCUUAUAAACUCCUAGAUAGAAAAAAUCACUGUACACAUCUUGAUUAUGAUCAACUAAUGA
Ziziphus jujuba (common jujube) is the source of this 1629-nucleotide messenger RNA. Its product is annotated as fasciclin-like arabinogalactan protein 14. The record is from RefSeq and is a predicted model, not a curated record. Gene Ontology annotation, cellular component: plasma membrane. The coding region runs from base 619 to 1467 and encodes 282 amino acids. Lineage: Eukaryota; Viridiplantae; Streptophyta; Magnoliopsida; Rosales; Rhamnaceae. The transcript has a single exon.